This is a messenger RNA of Paramecium sonneborni, 348 nucleotides long. NCBI's taxonomy places the organism in Eukaryota, Ciliophora, Oligohymenophorea, Peniculida, Parameciidae. The record is from the annotation of a GenBank genome assembly.
AUGGUUACUUUAGAAAUAUAAAUACAAAAUUAAGUGAAUCUGAAAUGUCCUGAUUAAUGUAAUCAAUGUAUUAUUCUUAAUAUUUGUGUCAAUUGCAAGAAUGUAGAUUCCUUAUCUGAUUCCUCAUGUAUUUCUAACACUGUCAUGGAACUUGAUGAUUAAUCAAGUAUUAUAGCCAUUUUUAUUAUUAUCUUAGCAGCUGUAUUCAUUAGUGUUUCAGCUUGCUCUUUCACCUUAAAUUGUUAAUAUAAAAAACUGCUUUAAGAAUCAAGUAGAUCCAACCUGAGAAAUCAGUAAGCGUAUUACCGCAAGAUGCAAUUUCAGUGUUAUCAGACUGAGAUAAAAUGA